This is a messenger RNA of Strongylocentrotus purpuratus (purple sea urchin), 4913 nucleotides long. RefSeq names its product heparan sulfate glucosamine 3-O-sulfotransferase 2. The coding region runs from base 656 to 1903 and encodes 415 amino acids. Gene Ontology annotation, molecular function: [heparan sulfate]-glucosamine 3-sulfotransferase activity. The transcript is spliced from 2 exons. The record is from RefSeq and is a predicted model, not a curated record. Lineage: Eukaryota; Metazoa; Echinodermata; Echinoidea; Camarodonta; Strongylocentrotidae.
GAAAGAACAGUCUCUGUUUCGACGAUUAUUGCUCAACACCGAGUUUGCGUGUAUGAGGUAGAUCGACAAACCUAUACAUUUUCAUGAAAGAAUGAUACCAAAGGAUUGAACUUUUCUGCCGAUAUGCGUCGGUGGUUUUACUAGCCUAUCCGAUAUGCGUCGGGCUUUACCAGAGCGCCUAUCAUCACUGGUGCAUGCGAAAAGUUUUCUUUUCUUUUAUAUACACUGUUUCGUUCGUAGAAAAUCUACGAACCCCUUGUAAAUCUUUUUCAUGACUAUUUAUGUAGCAUGGACCAAAAUAGGCCAAUGAGCGAUGAGGAACCUGGAGAUGAUAUUUAAUUGCUUGAAUCAAAGUGAUCGAUCACCAAAUAAGGCUGACGCCCGCGACGUGUCAGUCUCCAUAAACGCGAUCAGUAUAUUUGCCAUAAGCCCGACGCAUAUCGGAUAGGCUAUAGUUUGACAAGAACAAGAAAUCGACUGUGGCGUUGAUACAUUUUGGAGAUCGCAGUGAAGUACAAAGUGAGUCGGAAAAUGUGGAUGGACACAUGUUAAGCCAUUACCUGACGUGAUAAACUUUGAACAUAGAUGAUUUUAUCAGAUUGAAAUCUUUUAAUCUCAAUCUUCCAGCGUUCGACGGCCACUUAAUUGGACCAAGAUGUCAGCAUCGUUUCGAAAAGUUCCAUUGAAAUAUUCCUUCAUCGCAAUUUCGAUCCUCGUUGUUGUACAUAUCCUGACCAUCAUAAUUUAUCGCCCUAUUAGCACUUCCACUGAUGAGCCAAAGCCUUGGGACAUGAAACGAGUCGACAAAACUGCAAAACAAACAAGCUUGAGCCCUAGGAAGAACGAUUCAACAAAAGAAACGCUUUCAGACCGUCCCAUCGGCCCAGGGAAGGUUCCUCCCAUAUUACCAGACAAUCGAAAUAUUAAGGAUAAAUCCAAAUCCUACUCAAAAUCUGACAACCAUGUGGAAAAGGGACGUUCUUUUAUAUUAGGAGAUUGCUAUCGCUACAAUUCUCACGGUAAACAACUAUUACCAAGCGAAACUUUGAGAAAGAAUAACUGCCAGAAACGACUUCCAAAGGCCGUGAUUAUUGGUGUUAAAAAAUGUGGAACGUGGACUAUUCGACAAUAUCUGGGACUUCACACCUCGAUCACCAUCAACGGUGAGACUCAAUUUCCUACAAGCAUUAAUAUCACGGCAAAGGAUGUCUCAAAAUGGAAGGAUGAAAUGUAUUAUUCAAGCCCGCGCACGCUUCCCAUGACGGAGACUUCUCAAUAUGUUAUAGCGCGCGUUGAAUCCAAACGACGCUUGAAGGCUUUCCUGGAUGACGACUUAAAAAUCAUCGUCAUCAUCCGUGACCCUGUCACUCGUGCCGUAUCUGACCAUGUCCACAAGCUCUUUGAGGUCUUCCAUAGUAGCUUGCUACGCAACGAAUCAUUUCCCAUAACUCACGAGGGUGAUGUUCUGCGUGAGUCCAUCAAGGAUACUAUCAUCGACGUAUCAACGGGACGGUUAAGAGAUGGACAACAACUUGUGCGCUUUGGUCAAUACAUUACCUAUCUAAGAGGUCUGCUGGAGGUCUACAGCCGUGAUCAGUUAUUUAUUCUAGACGGUGAAGCUUUCAUUGAAGAUCCUCUCCCAAGUCUACUGCGUGUCGAGACAUUUCUGGGGGUUCCCAAGUUCUACAAAAGAGACCACUUCCGGGUGAAUCCUCAGACUGGUUUCUAUUGCGCGCAUGUUCCUGAGCGUCCAUUCUAUCACUGUGCUGACCCGAAACGUAAGGGUCGUCCGCAUCCUACCCUUGAUGAUGAUUUAGAAGGAAAACUUCGAGAUUAUUACCGUCCCUUUAAUCUGCAGCUAGCAAAGGAAUUCGAUCUCGACUUUCCUUGGUUGUUCCACUGAAAUCCACCAGAGGCAUGUACGAAGCAACAAAUAUACUGAUAUAUAAAUUCAGCAUAAUUAUCAUAGAGUGACGUCAAGAAAACGAGAGUGACGUCAUGAAAACGAUGGCUUCAGGCGGCGGUUUUGAAGGCUAGGCGGGAAAAUAUCUAAAUCCUCUCGAUCCAUGGUUUUGUAUAUACCGAAAAUCUAUGCAGUAGUAUGAAAAAGAGCAAAAGUCAUACUUCUUCAGAAAGAGAUCCAUAUUUUCUCAGGAAAAAACAAGAUUCUACGAAAAAAUCAGCAACCAUGGCGAGCAAGACACGUGAGGCGGCGAGCAAGGCAUGCGAGGCGGCAGCCAAGGCAGACAUGGCCGAGCUGACCAACACGAUUGUGAGUCGAUUUGAUGGGCUGGCCGCCAAUGUGGCAACCAUUAAAAAAGACAUUACCGAACUGCGCAACGGACUAAAAUACCUAAAAGCGACAACUAUCGACUCAUCCGCAAGAAUAAAUGAUUUAGAACAGAGCAUACCUGCAUUAAAGAACGAACGCUUAAAGGCAGAGAAGGAGCUGAGAGAAGCCAUCUUGGCGAUGGACAUUCACAACAGAAAGCAUAAUCUACUGAUAUACGGAAUAGCAAAGGAAGCAGGAGAGAAUGUGCAAAGAAAGGUACGAGAUGUGAUUGGAAAUUUGGGGUUAUCGGGAGAAGUUGUCACAAAUAUGCCGUUGAUAAACGCCCAUCGACUGCCUCGUAGAUACCCUGGCCCACCGGGAGAGGAGCGAGGAACCGACCCCUUGAUUGUACGAUUCGGUACCAUGUUUGACCGUGAUCUGGUACUACGGCAGUAUCAAUAGAAACAACGCGACUUAAUGGUGGCUGCGAGGGAAAAUCGUGUUGCCCAGAACCGACUUCCAUUCAGGCUCCUUGUCGACCUACCCCCACUUUUGAAGCGACGCCGUUUCGAGCUAGAAAAAUGUGCCUACAGAUUAAGGAAAGAAGGAAAUCAGUCAACGAGAAUCCGCGUAGUUGGAAUCGAAGUAGUGCGAGAGAAGCGAGAGAAAGGUUCGACAACGGCUUGGAAAAGAGAAGUUGAGUAGAGUCUAGAUUGAAGUUGAAAAAUGUCAUCAUCAUCAUCAUGGUCACCAGUUCAUUUUCCUGUAUAUUUUGUUGAUAUUGAAUUUAGUAUUGAUACCGUCAAUACUACUAAAGCGAUUUAUCUUUAUCGAUUGAAAACUUUAAAAGUGUGACUACUACUACUAGUAUUACAGACAAACAAAGGAAAAGAAAGAAAUCAACCAAGAUUCCUGUCAUCUGAAUCGACUGUCAUAAUGAAACAGACCAAGGAAAACAAGUCUACAUCUACAUCGGCUUGAAGUUGAAGGACUAAAAGACUAAGAUAUCAACUGAUGGUGAGGAAUUUUGUAAUUAUCUUUGAUGCAUUUUCUUUCUUUUUUUAUAUAGGAAUCAAAUAUUCAGUUUGUAUCACUCCAAAGUGACAAAUAAAAUGUGUAUGUCGAUACGUAAGAUUUGUAUAGGCCUAUUCGUUUUUCCUAUUCCAAAAAUAUUAUUUACAAUAUAAACUCCAAUAUUUCUGGGAAGAAAAAAUGGAAUAGUGAUACUGACGAAGUGAAGAAUGUUGAGAAUAAGAUUCAAGCAGUUCUUUUGGCAAUGAAGAAAAGCCAUGCAUAUGAUGUACAUCAUGAUAUUUUGUAUUAUGUCCAAUAGUAAAUUACCCACUAUUUUGUUGUUGUUGGGAAUGUUGGUAUGUAACAAAUGAAAGGAGAGAAUGUGGUUAUAACACUGUAAAACAGUUCGAAAAUCAGGCAGAUUAUUCCUUGCAUUUAGAUUUUGUCUGUCUAAGAUAUUUAGUGUGAAAUGAACAUAAGCAUUCUUUUGAUUUGAACUUAAUUUCUUUAUAUCCAUAGAAAAUGUCAUUUUCAGAGGAUGCUCUGAUUUUGAUACGUUUUCAUUUUGUAACUUAUUGUAGUAUUCCUAAAAGAGGGAGGAGUAUAAAUCAAAAUUAUCAGAAGGAAAUUGCCUUGAUAUUUCCACCCUUUGAUUUGGUGUUUAUUGUUGAAUUUCUUUCUUCUUCCUUUUUACAAUUUUUUUUUACUCGGAAAUAAUUAUGUCGGGAAAAAGCCAUGCAUAAUUAUGAUGUAGACCAUGAUAUUAAAUUUUUGUAUUAUGCCCUUUUCUUGUCCAAUAGUGAAUUACCCAGAAUUUUUAUUUGGGUAUAUUACAUAAUGAAAGGAGAAAAUGUGGAUAUAACACUGUUUAAAACAGUUCGACAACCAGGCAGAUUAUUUUUUGUAUGAAUUUUGCCUGUGUGAAACGCAUAAUUUUUCACCGUUCAAAUGCAACUAUAUUCAUAGAAUCAAGCUGUACAAUUUCUUUGGUAUUCAUGCAUGUAAUAGGUUUUAGCUUGUUCGGGGACCUUUCAGCAAUACCUGAAUAUAUGUCAUGGAGAAUGGACAGGGGAUCUUAGUUUUUAAUGAUUUGAACAUACUUUCCUCAUAUCCGAUAAAAUGAGUAUUUAACACAAUUUUGGUAUAGGAAGAGAAAAUGUUAUGUUCAGAGGAUGUUCUGAUUUUGAUACGUUUUUAUUUUUCACUUAUUGUAGUACCCCUACAGUAAAAGAGGGAGGAGUAUGAAUUAAAUUUGUCAGAAGUAAAUCCUUCUUUAUAUAUCUACUUUUUAAUUUGUUUGUUGUUGAAUUUUUGUUUUACUCGAAAAUAUGUCGGUAGAAAAACCAUGCAUAAGAUGUACAUGAUGAUGUUUGGUAUUAUGCCCUCUGCUCGUAAAUUACCCACUAUUUUUGUUAGAUUUAUAACAUAAUCAAGGCAGAGAAUGUGAAUAUAACACUGUAACGUAGUUUGAAAACCAGAAAGAUUAUUCCUUAGGUAGAAUAAAUGUCAUGUUCAGAGGAUGUUUUGAUUUCGAUGCGUUUUUAACUUUUUCACUUAUUGUAGUACUCCUAAAAAGGGAAGGAUUAUGAAUCAAAGUUGUCAGAAGUAAAUUUUCAUUAUAUUUCCA